Labrus bergylta (ballan wrasse) is the source of this 3134-nucleotide messenger RNA. Its product is annotated as sodium- and chloride-dependent transporter XTRP3. Gene Ontology annotation, cellular component: plasma membrane. The record is from RefSeq and is a predicted model, not a curated record. Gene Ontology annotation, biological process: sodium ion transmembrane transport. NCBI's taxonomy places the organism in Eukaryota, Metazoa, Chordata, Actinopteri, Labriformes, Labridae. Gene Ontology annotation, molecular function: L-proline transmembrane transporter activity.
UUAGCUUUUUAAAGGACCUCAUUUCCCAAGAAGCUUCGACUGUGCACUCUCCAGCAGAAGGCUCACGGGAGGAGUAGUUGUAAAGGACCCUCCUCCUCCUCCUCCUCAGUGUGGCCACAUUUCAAUCACAGACGGAUCAUAAAGCGCGCAGCACGCACCGAUCCGCCGCUCUGGUAAUUGUUCCCGUGACUCUCAACAGGUUUGGGCUGCUCUGUAAACAACAACAACAACAACAACAACAACGACAACGUGGACACACUAACGGAGACGCAGACAUGGGAAAAGAUGAAAGACCCAACUGGGACAACCCCAUGCAGUUCGUGCUGGCGUGCGUCUCGUACGCGGUGGGUCUGGGGAACGUGUGGAGGUUCCCGUACCUCUGUCAGAUGCACGGUGGAGGAGGAUUCCUGAUCCCGUACAUGAUCAUGCUGAUUCUGGAGGGGAUCCCUUUAUUCUACCUGGAGCUUGCCAUCGGUCAGAAGAUGAGUCUGGGCAGCAUCGGGGCGUGGAGUGCCAUCAGCCCAUAUUUAGGAGGAUUGGGUCUUGCUAGUGUUAUGACCUCUCUGUAUCUGUGUCUCUAUUACAACAUCAUCAACGCAUGGAGCUUCUGGUACCUCUUUCAUUCAUUUCAAUCCGUGUUGCCGUGGGCGGAGUGUCCACUCAAUGCUAACCUGACAGGACCUGUGGAGGAGUGUGAUCGGGCCACGCCCACUCAGUAUUUCUUCUACAGAGAAACUCUGGAUAUUUCUUCUUCUAUUGAGGAGAACGGAGGAAUUCAUAUGGGCCAGGCUCUCUGCUUCUUGCUGUGCUGGAUCAUUACGUACCUGUUCAUCGUCCGAGGAGUCAAGUCCACUGGAAGGGUGGUGUACUUCACAGCUACAUUUCCAUACUUGGUCCUCUUCAUCUAUCUGAUCAGAGGUGUCACUCUUCAUGGAGCCCUUAAUGGUGUCGCUUACAUGUUUACACCAAAGAUGGAGCAGCUCGCCAACCCGACCACAUGGAUCAACGCGGCCACUCAGAUCUUUUUCUCGCUGGGCCUGGGUUUCGGGUCCCUCAUAGCUUUCGCCAGCUACAACCAGUACAACAACAACUUUGAGCAGCAGGCCAUCAUCGUCUCCUUCAUCAACAGCGGGACCUCCAUCUUCGCCAGCAUCGUCACCUUCUCCAUCUACGGCUUCAAGGCCACCGUCAACUACGAGAACUGUCUGGAGAGCACUCGUGUUCUGCUGCUGAACACCUUCAGCCUGUCAGAGGACUCCAUCAACAUGGAAAACAUCUUCGAGUGGCUCGAGAGGCUGAACUCGACGUACCCGCAGCAGUUUGCUGAACUCGGUCUCCCAGAUGUCCCCUGUGACCUGAACAAGGAGCUGGACACGGCGGUAGAGGGGACCGGUCUGGCCUUCAUAGUUUACAGUGAGGCCAUUAAAAACAUGCCUCUGCCUCAGCUGUGGUCCGUGCUCUACUUCUCAAUGCUCCUGCUGCUGGGCAUGGGCAGCAUGUUGGGUAACGUCACCGCCAUCAUCACCCCGCUACGAGACUUCAAGGUCUUCUCCCGUAUUAGCAACGAGUUGUUCAAUGGUUUAGUGUGUCUGUUCUGUCUGCUGCUCGGCUUCGGCUUCACCACACCAUCAGGAAACUACUGGUUCACCAUGUUCAACGACUACGGAGCAACUUUCUCUCUGCUCUUCAUCGUCCUUGUUGAGGUCAUCACCGUCAGUUACAUCUAUGGAAUUAGAAGGUUUGAAAAGGACAUAGAGGACAUGCUGGGUCAUCGUCCUAACUGGUUCUGGAAGAUCAUGUGGGGCGGAGUAAGUCCUAUCCUCCUCAUCGCCCUCUUCAUCUUCUACAUCAUCAACUACAUCCAGGGAGGAACCCCCACCUAUCAAGCAUGGAACAAAGACAAGGGUCAGUCGGAGGUGAUGGAGUACCCAGUGUUUGGUCAGCUCUUCAUCGGACUGCUGCUGGCGUCAUCGGUAUGCUGUGUUCCCCUCACAGCUCUGUAUGUGUACUGCAGGAAGAGGAGAAAUGGGAGCCAUCAUAAGAGGCAGCGUACUAUCAGCACGGUAUCUCCUUAAUGACACAGAGCCACCUGUGAACAUCACCUGCCUUCAUAGACUCCUCCCCCUCCAACUGAGCUCAGAAACACAACAUUUUUUAUCAUGGAUCGUAUGGAGGACACGAAAUGAAUGGUCAUUUUGUCCUUUACGUUUUAUACUUCUUUUAAAAAAUAACUGAGUAUUUAAAGUGAAUGUAUUCUUAUAGCUAUAUCUUUUCCCUCAGUGUUAAAGUUAGACUUCUGAGCCAGGAACACUCUGGACACUGAUAUAGGUAAAGGCCAUCACAUUUGGAGUAGAGACUCUCCACUCUUUUCUAGUACUUUUUAAUAUUUCGGGGUCCUAUCUUACAUGUUUUGGUUUGUAAAUCACCAAAUGGUUCAAAACGUUUUGGAAUUUCUCCAGUAGAUUUCUUCAGCCUGCAGCAGUAAAACAGGCUGCAAUGGCUGCAACAUAAUCUGUGAUAAAUCAAAGCGCAUCCACUAAAAGGUCUUGUUUUUGUCACUGAAAACAUUACAGAAGGGAUCUCUACAGAGACAGACAUUUGGUAAAGAUGAACAUGGUUUUUACCAUUAUUAAAAUAAUAGUAAAGUAUUGUUUUUUAUUUAUUUAUCUGGCUCGACAGAGUAUUUGUGUAAUCUCAAAUAACACAAACAAACCGAUCAAGGUGGUAAAAUUACUGUUUUUAUCAUUUGGAGUCUGGUGUCUUUGAAGAGAAUGAUGUUACAGCUGAUUCUUGUUUUAAAAAAUCCUCUUACUCUGUUGGAAAAAGGUCUCUCUCUGUAGGGAUAAUUUCUGUAAAGUUGUUUGACACUUAAAAUAAGAAUCUGAGCCUGUCAGAGACAAAAACAACAACUUUAAUGGAAAAACUUUGAUCAAUUAGUGACUAUGUUGCAGCACAGUGACCUGUUUCACUGCUGCAGGCCGAAGAGAAAUCUACUGGAGAACUUGCAAAACUUGUUUGUUAAUAUAUGAGUAAAUUAAACCCUAAAAAAGAUUUAAAAAGUAGAGCUCGGGUUUACUAAUGUUGGAAUUUCCCUCUAACUCUAAAACAUAGUGUUGAUAUAGUUUAUUGAAUUA